AUGUCAGGAACCGGCUCCGGCGCUGUGCUUGGUCUACCCAGUACAAUCGAUCCUUGCCUUCUCGGCGAGUUUGACUUGACGCAAUUUAAUCUCGUCGAAGAUUGCAACGAUGAUAUAUUUGGUCUAGACGCGCUCAACUGGAUACCUAAUAAUGGCCUCGAUGUGCCCAUGGAUGAGGAGGCUUUGAACGAGGUCAAUGCAGGCGCAUUCCAACUCGGUGACCCCUCCCAAGAAAACCACACUGGUCAAGGAUUUGUAUCUGCGCCUGUGCAAGAUAAGACCAAUGAUCAGUUACACCAGUUCGUCAACCAGAAUGAGGUUGGACAAGUGUCGACUGAUUUGCUUCCCGUCGAGCCGCAUGGCUACCAGCCUACUGACCCUACCUAUGACUUCUCGCAGGAUCUUGGUCUUUCGGAUACUAACUUCCAUAUGCCAUCUCGGUUCUUAGACACCACUCCCGGCUUCUCCGCGUUUCCAGGUGGCAACGCGUUCAUGCCGGACAUGUCGCAGUACCCUGUUGCUGCCCAGCCUUCACAGACGUAUCCUGACCCAUUCACUUCGAUAUACCCUGUUCAGCCCAAACCGGUCAAAGUAGCUGUCGUGCGAGCUGGAGAAAAGCCAAAGAAGUGCGACGACAAGCCCUGGGUUCGCGUUAACAACACAACUAGGGGCGAAACCACGCGUACCGCUCGUAUCAACCAGCAUGCGGAAGAAGGUCGCAAAUACAAGACCAAGCCUCUUCCUCACGGCAACUGGUCAUCAUCAUCAGAUUUCAAGUUCGAGUACAGCCAAAACAACGGCAUGCACGAGUUCAAGAAGCGUACCAUGACUGCCCGCGAAGUUCAUGAGUAUAUCACGCAGUAUCCCGGCGACAAUCUGCGCAUUUGGAUUCAGCCCGUAGCCUCAGACUCCGCCCGCCGCUACGCUUCUGCAUCUCAUAGCCACUGUCGCUUCGACGCAUGCCCAAUGCGUGUGUACACCGGCAAAGGCACAGCGGAAGUCGGCAACUACCGCGUCGCAUUCGAUGAAAAGCACCGAACCUACGGCACUGGUGUAGUUGAUCCGUACGACUGCGUGGGCUUCGCUCAUCUAUACUGUAUGGAGCGCUUCCUAGACUUUGCCUACAUCUGCCAGGUAGCUAACGUCAAGGUUGAUCAGCGUGUAGGCAUGGAGAAAGAGCCGAAAGGUCAUUUCGCAUCCGCUUUCGGCUCGAAACAUCAUUACGAAGCGGCGUUGGCUAGCAAGUUCAUUGAAGCUGCUAGCAAAGGCCGAUUAGGUGAUACCCACGAGUUCUCUGACUACCCCGUCCAUGAACACUACAAAGGUGGUCAUCCUAAGCCUCACGAACGUACGCUCAUCUACGCACUCUACGGCAUGAACAUGAAACACCGCGCGAAAUCGCAGAUGAAACAGUUCAUCCUCCAACGUAAGAUCCGCCCCGGUUCUUUCCCUGUUCACCGCGGUGACAUGGAAGUCAAACUUGUUGACAAGAAGAUCGAGAAAAUGGAUGUCUAUAUAGACUAUAAGCGAGAGGGAUCAAAGAAGGAGUUCGACUACUCGGCCUACUACGACAUCCUUCAUCCGGAGAUCAAUCAGCGCAUUGCGGAAAUGGAGAAGAAGCGAGAUGAAUUCAUCAAAGAAGACGAGGCAGGCAUUGGUGGUAAGCGCAAAACACCGCGUCGAACCAUCACUUUCGCGGAUUCUGAUGAUGAGCGACAGACUCCUUCCCGGAAACGUUCGCGUUCUAAGAAGCGCCAGGCUACCGAUAGCGACUCAUCUGAUGACGAGCGUCCGGCACUCAAACGCACGUCCACGGUACGCUCUACAGGACGCAUAACCGCCCUCUCCGACUCCGACGACUCCGACCCCUUCGAGGAAAUAAUCGCCGGCACCAAACCCCGUCAAGGCUCCCGCGCCGGUCUCCGCAAGAAACCCCGCAUCAACUACUCCGAACCCGCCGACCUCCCCAACCAAGCCCAAGCCCAAGCCCAAUCCACCGCCCCUCCUCCAUCCAACGACUUCAUGUCCAACUACGCGCCCGCAAUCCCCUUCGACGACCGCAAACAAAGCCUCAGCGCUUUCUUCCCCGCUAACAACGAUCCUUCUUGGUCUAAUUUAGACCUCGAUGAGUUUUCCAUUGAGGGCAUGGAUGAUGUGUGUAUGGAUGAGGAGGCUGUUGAUGCGCUUAUUGGUAAUAAUGCGAAGUACCGGCGCCAGUCUUCGACGUUUGAGAAUGGGCCAUGGGCGGCUGGGAGGACUGCGAGUUUUAAUGCACAGCCCGUGUCUGGGAGUAGGGAGUUUAGGAGGGAGGAUCCGCCGAGUUGUGUUGCGAGCAGUGAAGUUGUAGAGGAGGUAGAGGAUGGGUCAGUGGGAGGGAUGAGGAGGAGUAAGAGGUUGGCUGGUAAGGGUACGCCUACGUCGUCUUCAUCUCUUGCUGCAUAUAUUCGUUAG
Molecule: messenger RNA, 2451 nt
Organism: Alternaria arbusti
Lineage: Eukaryota; Fungi; Ascomycota; Dothideomycetes; Pleosporales; Pleosporaceae
Exons: 2
Coding region: 1-2451 (816 amino acids)
Source: RefSeq, a predicted model, not a curated record